GGGGCCGGCAGGUAACUCGCCUGGAGAGGGCGUGGGCCAGUAGCCGCCCCGCCCCACGGGGCGCCACGGGCGGGUAUCGGCAGCGCCCACUGAGCCAGCCGGGCCGCAGGUGCCGCCCCCGACACACGAUGUCCCGCCCAAGCUGAUCCGCGUCUGCCGUCGGUCGGUGCGUGCGUGCGCCUCGUCGGUCCGCGUGUGUCUGGCCGAGAGACCCCUUUCUCUGCGGCCAUGACUCCUCCGCCGCCCCCGCCCCCAGGCCCUGACCCCGCGGCCGACUCCCCUGUGGACCCCUGCCCCGGACCUGAGUCAUUGGUCGUCCUGUUUGGGGCUACGGCGGGUGCGCUGGGACGGGACCUGGGCUCCGAUGAGACCGACUUAAUCCUCCUAGUCUGGCAAGUGGUUGAGCCGCGGAGCCGCCAGGUGGGGACGCUGCACAAAUCUCUGGUUCGCGCCGAGGCGGCCGCACUGAGUCCGCAGUGCCGCGAGGCGAGCGGCCUGAGUGCCGACAGCCUGGCGUGCGCAGAGCCGCUGGACAAGGUGCUGCAGCAGUUCUCACAGCUGGUGAACGGGGAUGUGGCUCUGCUGGGCGGGGGCCCCUACGUGCUCUGCACUGAUGGGCAGCAGCUAUUGCGACAGGUCCUGCACCCAGAGGCCUCCAGGAAGAACCUGGUGCUCCCCGACACCUUCUUCUCCUUCUACAACCUCCGAAGAGAGUUCCAUAUGCAGCACCCAAGCAUCUGCCCUGCUAGGGACCUCACUGUGGCUACCAUGGCGCAGGAUUUAGGACUGGAGACAGAUGCCACAGAGGAUGACUUUGGGGUCUGGGAAGUGAAGACAAUGGUAGCUGUUAUCCUCCAUCUACUGAAAGAGCCCAACAGUCAAUUAUUUUCGAAGCCUGAGGUGAUAAAGCGGAAAUAUGAAACGGGGCCUUGCAGCAAGGCUGAUGUGGUGGACAGUGAGACUGUGGUACGGGCUCGUGGGUUGCCCUGGCAGUCAUCAGACCAGGACGUGGCUCGCUUCUUCAAAGGGCUCAACGUGGCCAGGGGUGGUGUAGCGCUCUGCCUCAACGCCCAGGGCCGCAGAAAUGGCGAGGCCCUCAUCCGCUUUGUGGACAGCGAGCAGCGGGACCUUGCGCUGCAGAGACACAAGCACCACAUGGGCGUCCGCUAUAUUGAGGUGGGGCUUUGGGCUGGGAGCGGAGCAGGGCCAAUGUGGGCUAGGCCCGAGACCAGUGAGCUGUUCUCUAUGUACCCACAGGUGUAUAAAGCGACAGGGGAGGAGUUCGUAAAGAUCGCAGGGGGCACAUCACUAGAGGUGGCUCGUUUCUUGUCACGGGAAGACCAAGUGAUCCUGCGGCUGCGGGGACUGCCCUUCUCGGCCGGGCCAACGGACGUGCUAGGCUUCCUGGGGCCAGAGUGCCCAGUGACUGGGGGUGCCGAAGGGCUGCUCUUUGUGCGCCACCCUGACGGCCGGCCAACUGGUGAUGCCUUUGCCCUCUUUGCUUGUGAGGAGCUGGCACAGGCUGCACUGCGCAGGCACAAGGGCAUGCUGGGUAAGCGAUACAUCGAACUCUUCCGGAGCACUGCAGCAGAGGUGCAGCAGGUCCUGAACCGCUAUGCAUCCGGCCCACUCCUUCCCACACUGACUGCCCCACUGCUGCCCAUCCCCUUCGCACUGGCAGCUGGGACCGGGAGGGAUUGUGUACGCCUCCGAGGCCUGCCCUACACAGCCACUAUUGAAGACAUCCUGAGUUUUCUCGGGGAGGCAGCAGCUGACAUCCGGCCCCACGGUGUGCACAUGGUGCUCAACCAGCAGGGCCGGCCGUCGGGUGAUGCCUUCAUCCAGAUGACAUCAGCAGAGCGAGCCCUAGCUGCUGCUCAGCGUUGCCAUAAGAAGGUGAUGAAGGAGCGCUACGUGGAGGUGGUCCCCUGUUCCACAGAGGAGAUGAGCCGUGUGCUGAUGGGGGGCACCUUGGGCCGCAGUGGCAUGUCCCCUCCGCCCUGCAAGCUGCCCUGCCUCUCACCACCUACCUACACCACCUUCCAAGCCACCCCAACCCUCAUUCCCACGGAGACAGCAACUCUAUACCCAUCUUCAACACUGCUUCCGGCUGCCAGGGUGUCUGCUGCCCCCACCCCUGUUGCCUACUACCCAGGGCCAGCCACUCAACUCUACCUGAACUACACAGCCUACUACCCAAGCCCUCCAGUCUCCCCCACCACUGUGGGCUACCUCACCACACCCACUGCUGCCCUGGCCUCUGCUCCCACCUCAGUGUUAUCCCAGCCAGGAGCCUUGGUCCGCAUGCCGGGUGUCCCAUACACAGCUGGUAUGAAGGAUCUGCUCAGCAUCUUCCAGGCCUACCAGCUAGCCCCAGAUGACUACACCAGUCUGAUGCCUGUUGGUGACCCACCUCGCACUGUGUUACAAGCCCCCAAGGAAUGGGUGUGUUUGUAGAAGAGGAAGCCAGGAGAGGACUUUCUGCCAACUUUUCUUGUACGCUUUGGGAAAGCCAGUUACCCUGAACCCAGCAGACACCGAGGAAUGUCCUUUGCAUGCAUUAAGUGGUACAGAACUAAAGCCUCAGAAGCAAUUUGGAACUCUGUCUUCUCCUCCAUAAAAUGAAAAGUUACUGAUCAAAUGGACUUUUAAAAAGCCACAGGACCCUUUACAUUGCCCCCAGAGUGAGGGGCUCCACACCAGCCCCAGGCGGAGGAAUACUCAGACAGAUUUAAGAAGACUGUUGGCCUGUCACCAUUUAUUAUUUCAGCACUAAAACUGAGGAGCCUGAACUGCUGGCUCUUCUUCCCUUUGUAUUUGUGUAAGGAGCACUGUACUCCCAUAAAAGGUUUUAAAAUACAAAAUAUACAAGAACACACAAUUCCAAGUGCUGUAAACAUAACUGAGAACCAGUUCCUUUACUAAACAUCCAUUUUAUAAAAUACAAGGUUUCAAACUGAGCCCAUCUGAGCCUUAAAGAUCCAUUCUAAAUACCAAAAACAGAGCUUCACAGCCAGUUCCAAAAGAGGUCUGUUGAUAACAGCUGGCCCUGGGUGGGGGUAGUUUAUACCCGGGCAGCAGCACCACACAUGAACCUGAAGACAUGUUCCUUUUAAAGCUGUUUUCAGCCAUGUUUCUGUGUGCAUCACCAGUAAGCAGAAGGCUACUCAUUCCAUUCCUCAACCCGAGAGCUAGCACAGAUUAGAGUAGGAAAGGGUGCCUGCUAGCACAUGCCCAGUUGCUCAGUGCUGCUAUUAGAAAUUGAUUUGCAUAGUCUAAUGGAUGUGUGCUUUAAAACCACUAUGUUGCACAAAAAUUUAAGUCUUUAUCUACAAAG
This is a messenger RNA of Saimiri boliviensis boliviensis (Bolivian squirrel monkey), 3337 nucleotides long. It is a transcript of the gene ESRP2, whose product is annotated as epithelial splicing regulatory protein 2. Gene Ontology annotation, molecular function: RNA binding. NCBI's taxonomy places the organism in Eukaryota, Metazoa, Chordata, Mammalia, Primates, Cebidae. The record is from RefSeq and is a predicted model, not a curated record.